AUGACCAAAUCCAUCCUCCUAAUAAACGGCCCCAACCUCAACCUCCUUGGCACGCGCGAACCCACAAUCUACGGCUCCACAUCCCUCUCCGACGUAAUCGCCUCCGCACACAAACAAUGCACCGCGCAAUCCAUAAACUUUUCACACAUCCAAUCGAACCACGAGGGCGUCCUUGUCGAUCGCAUACAUGAGGCGCGCGGCAACGUCGACUUCAUCGUCAUAAAUCCGGGCGCUUUCACACAUACAAGCGUAGCGUUGCGAGAUGCGUUGGCGGGUGUGGAGAUACCGUUUGUCGAAAUACAUAUCAGUAAUGUGCAUAGGAGGGAGGCGUUUAGACAUCAUAGUUAUCUGAGUGAUAAGGCGGAGGCUGUGAUCUGUGGGUUGGGGGUGUUUGGGUAUGAGGCUGCUAUUGAGUUUGCGGUGAGGUAUCUGCGGGAGAAGGAGGAGAAGAACGCAAAGCUGUAG
Molecule: messenger RNA, 465 nt
Organism: Alternaria incomplexa
Lineage: Eukaryota; Fungi; Ascomycota; Dothideomycetes; Pleosporales; Pleosporaceae
Exons: 1
Coding region: 1-465 (154 amino acids)
Biological process (GO): quinate catabolic process
Molecular function (GO): 3-dehydroquinate dehydratase activity
Source: RefSeq, a predicted model, not a curated record